This is a messenger RNA of Macadamia integrifolia, 774 nucleotides long. RefSeq names its product 60S ribosomal protein L23. The coding region runs from base 148 to 570 and encodes 140 amino acids. Gene Ontology annotation, biological process: translation. The transcript has 4 exons. Gene Ontology annotation, molecular function: large ribosomal subunit rRNA binding; structural constituent of ribosome. Gene Ontology annotation, cellular component: cytosolic large ribosomal subunit; ribosome. Lineage: Eukaryota; Viridiplantae; Streptophyta; Magnoliopsida; Proteales; Proteaceae. The record is from RefSeq and is a predicted model, not a curated record.
AAGAACUUCGCAAGAAGGGGACAUUUUGGGUAAUUAAAAACCCUAGAGGCUAUUUGCCGAAAAAACCCUAAAAGGCUAGAGCUAUAAAAACUUCCUUUAAGCCUUCCUUCUAAGCUCUUUCUGUGUGGGUAGUCUCGCCGGUCCAAAAUGUCGAAGCGAGGUCGCGGAGGAUCGGCCGGAAACAAGUUCCGAAUGUCUCUGGGUCUUCCGGUGGCGGCGACUGUGAAUUGCGCCGACAACACCGGAGCGAAAAAUCUCUACAUCAUAUCAGUGAAGGGGAUCAAGGGUCGUCUCAACAGAUUGCCCUCUGCUUGUGUUGGUGACAUGGUGAUGGCCACCGUCAAGAAAGGUAAGCCCGAUCUCAGGAAGAAGGUCAUGCCUGCUGUCAUUGUCAGGCAGCGCAAACCUUGGCGCCGAAAGGAUGGUGUCUUCAUGUACUUUGAAGAUAAUGCUGGAGUUAUAGUGAAUCCCAAGGGAGAAAUGAAAGGAUCUGCUAUUACUGGUCCGAUUGGAAAGGAGUGUGCAGAUCUGUGGCCUAGGAUUGCUAGUGCCGCCAAUGCCAUCGUUUAAGAGUCUACACUCAGCUUUAAUUUGCAAAAAUGGAUAUAAUGACACUAUCAAAUUUUGUUUCGUUUUCGAUUGGUCAUCAUAGUAGCUGUAGGGUUCUGGUUUACUUGUAUACUUUUUAUUUUGUUAUAUCUUUGAUGUCAUCGUGUACUGGGUUGCUGUGAUGUUCCGUUUAGGUUUUUGAAUGAGAGAAUAUUUAGUAACAAA